Molecule: messenger RNA, 1232 nt
Organism: Triticum dicoccoides
Lineage: Eukaryota; Viridiplantae; Streptophyta; Magnoliopsida; Poales; Poaceae
Product: probable WRKY transcription factor 47
Exons: 3
Coding region: 1-1083 (360 amino acids)
Biological process (GO): regulation of DNA-templated transcription
Molecular function (GO): sequence-specific DNA binding; DNA-binding transcription factor activity
Source: RefSeq, a predicted model, not a curated record
AUGGCCUUCGGGCAAGAGGCCAUAGAACAACUAUCUCAGGAGCUCGUCGGAGGGUAUAAUCUCAACGCGAGGCUCCUGGCAUUGCUGCGCCGCAGCCCUCUCGACGGACGUGGACAGGAGAGGGCCGCAGCGAUGAGCCAGGAACUCUCCCGGGUGUUCAUGGUGUCUCUGUUCAUGCUCAGUUCUCGAGAGAGCAGCAGACCGGUGGUAGACAGGAUGGCAUCGCCAGCGGCAACGAUCACUGAGGGUAGCAUCGAUGAGCGGGCUCCGGCGAAGGACAUGCGUAUCUGUGGUGGAGAGGUUGCUCCCCCCAGGAAGGGCCGAGAAAACGAGGUUACCAAGAAGGAGAUUACAGCCUCGCCUCACAGUGAUGGUUACCAAUGGAGAAAAUACGGACAAAAGAACAUUCACAAAAGAAAAUUUGCAAGGUCCUACUACAAAUGCAUGUUUAGCCAUGACCGCGGCUGCAGGGCGAAGAAGACGGUGCAACAGCACGAUAGUAGCAGCGGCCAUCGUCCUAUGUUCCAGAUCACCUACAUGCACGAGCACAAGUGCCAGCAACAAACAGUGCCUCCCGGAGAAGCUACAAGGAGCGGCCACUUCGAUCCUCAACCUCAACACGCCGAAUUGGAUGACGACACCAUGGCCUCGUGCCUGGCCAUGGUGAUCGGAGGAGCUGCGCCUGCAGCUCCGUCGUCCUCGUCCUUGUCGCCGCCGCCCGUCGGAGCGAGCCCGAGUGACCCUGACGGCGGGCGUACGCCGAGCCCGCUGGACGUGAGCACGGGCCUGGACACGGGGAUCUCGUGCGGCUUGCCAUGUGCUCCCGUGAAGGCUCCAUCGUCGUCGUCGUCGUCGUCCUUGCUGCUCGUGGAAGCGAUCAGCUCGAGUGAUCGCGCGGUGUACUUGCCGGCCGGCGGCGGACUCUCCCCGAGCACGGACGCUAUAGCGAUGGAUGAUACUUACUUCCCGUGCAGCCCGCUGUUUUCUCCCGUCGCUGCUCGGUCCAUCAGUCGUUCGGACGAUGUGCCCAUGGCUGUUGCUGGGUUUACAGACACAACGUCAGCGUGGCCACACUACUCGUGAAUACGUCGUCCGGCACCGUCAUCACUCACCACCAUUCAAAAAGCAUGUGUACACGUGUGCACACAAUGUCACUGACGAACAUCUUGCGCACAUGGUAUUUCGUUAUUUUAUCUGUUCACUGGCACAUGUGGGGAUUUCAGUCUUAUCAG